AUGCUGGUGGUACUGCUGCUGUUGCUGCUGCUGCUGUGCCGUACAGUAUGUGGGAUGCGUCCCAUGAAUUAUACCGUUUACGAUGACCCCUUCCCUAUUCCUCACCAAUUCUAUCAGUCAGGGGACCUUGUUAUUGGUGGGAUCGCUGCUCAAGUUGCUUUCAUCAAUAACCCUCCAUCUUUCAAGGAACACCCUGCCCGUAUGGUGAUUGAUGAACCUUUGUCAAUAACAAAAAGCUACCAGCACAUCUUGGCCUUGGCAUUCGCUAUAAAAGAACUGAAUGAGAAUCCUACCUUCUUACCAAACAUCUCUUUGGGUUUCUACAUCCUCAACAGUUAUAACCUUGGAAGGAUGACUUAUAAGGCCACCCUCAGCCUACUUUCUGCACAGCAGAAGCCAGUCCCUAACUUCUGCUGCAAUACUCAGGAGAAUCUUAUAGCUGUCAUUGGAGGCCUUUUGUCUGAAACCACUUCCAAUAUGGUCUCCAUUCUAAACUUCUACAAGAUUCCACAGGUGCUUCCCCUUUCUGUUUGCAAUGACCACUGCCUUCCAGGUUACAGCAAGCAAAGGAAGGAGGGAGAGAAAUUUUGCUGCUAUGAUUGUGUUCCAUGUCCAGAGGGGAUGGUCUCUGAGCAGAAGGACAUGAAUGCCUGUGUCAGAUGUCCAGAUGAUCUCUAUCCCAGCAGAGACUAUAAUCAAUGCAUUCCCAAAGUCACAAGCUACCUCUCCUACAAAGAGACAUUAGGGAUAAUCUUAUCUCUGUUGGCUAUUUCUUUCUCUCUGGUCACAGCUUUGGUGCUUCAAAUAUUCACGAAAUACAAGGAUACUCCCAUUGUCAGAGCAAAUAAUCGAAGCCUCACCUACGUUCUCCUCAUCUCCCUCCUUCUUUGUUUUCUCUGUGCCUUGCUCUUCAUUGGACAGCCAGGCAAGGUGACCUGCCUGCUCCGCCAAACUACUUUUACUAUCAUCUUUUGUGUGGCCCUUUCCAGUUUGUUGGCCAAAACCAUUACUGUGGUUCUGGCCUUUGUGGCCACCAAACCAGGAUCCAGAACAAAGAAAUGGGUUGGCAAAAAAGUGACAUAUUCUAUUGUCCUUUCUGGGUCCUUUAUUCAAAUACUGCUUUGUACUCUUUGGCUAAGUACUUCCCCUCCAUUCCCAGAUAAGGAUAUGCACUCACUUCCAGGGACUAUCAUACUGGAAUGUAACGAGGGCUCACCCACCAUGUUUUAUGUUGUCUUGGGCUAUCUGAGCUUUCUUGCUGUGUUCAGCUUCACUAUGGCUUUCCUAGCCAGGAAGUUACCUGACAGUUUCAAUGAAGCCAAAUUUAUCACUUUCAGCAUGUUGGUCUUUUGCAGUGUUUGGUUGUCUUUUGUUCCAACUUAUUUGAGCUCCAAAGGGAAAGAUAUGGUAGCCGUGGAGAUCUUUUCCAUCUUGGCAUCUGCUGCUGGCUUGCUGGGUUGCAUCUUUUCCCCUAAAUGCUACAUCAUUUUGCUGAGGCCAGAGAUGAACAAGCGGGAACAGAUAAUUAGGAAAAUUGGCUCCCUACUCCUCCAUUUCCUCCACUGCUGGUACCAUUUAAGCAGCCUCUGUAUCAGGGAAACCAGGUCCUGUUCAUUCAGGCUUCUGGGUACAAGAACUUUCUCAUAUGGAGUUGAGAAAGAGGAAGCAUAG
Eublepharis macularius is the source of this 1671-nucleotide messenger RNA. RefSeq names its product vomeronasal type-2 receptor 26-like. The record is from RefSeq and is a predicted model, not a curated record. The coding region runs from base 1 to 1671 and encodes 556 amino acids. Gene Ontology annotation, cellular component: membrane. Gene Ontology annotation, molecular function: G protein-coupled receptor activity. Gene Ontology annotation, biological process: G protein-coupled receptor signaling pathway. Lineage: Eukaryota; Metazoa; Chordata; Lepidosauria; Squamata; Eublepharidae. The transcript is spliced from 5 exons.